AUGAAAUAUCCUAAACUAUUUAUUCAUUAUUUAUACAUACUGAUAAUUUUUGAAUCUAUUUUAUUCAAAAUAGAAUCAUUGAACUUCAAUGUACCAAAUUAUAAAAUAAUUUAUAUUGAUGAUUUCAUUUCUCAUCCUAAAUGGAUGUCAACACAUAAGAGUUUUACUUUCCCAAAGAAGAGUCAUAUAGUUCAAAUAUCUGUUCAUUCAUCAUCAAACAGCUUGUUUAUUGCAGUAAAUAAUUCAAUUAUAAGAAUUUCUGCAGAAACCUUCUUAAGAAAAGAUGAAGCUAGUUGGUCAUUGUCUAGUCAAGAUAUAUCAACCUGUUCUGAACAAGAUUCUAAUAGAAAAAUUCCAUGUAAUCAAUAUGCUGUGACCUUGCUAAAAGUUGUAGAUAAAAUAUUUCCUGGACUGAAUGAUUCACCUUUGCACCGAACUGGAGUUUAUGUAUGUUUAUCCAAUGGAUUAAUAGCUGAAUGUUCACUUCGUCAGGCUAACAAUUUACGUGCUCCAUCGAAAAUACACUGGAAAAGUGUAGAUCACUGUCCAAUAGAUCCUGAUCGACCAGCAGUUGGUUUUGUUGCAAGUACACAAAAUUUGUACAUAGGUACCAAAACAGGAUCAUUAAAAAAUACUGAAAUGCGUAUUAUGAAAGUAAAUUCUGUAGAAAAUUUGAAUUCAAUCCAACCAUUCAAAUAUCCUAUUCGUACAUCCCCGGACGACAGAAUGAUAAAACAAAAUAAUAAUACAAUAUUUGUACAUAGUUUCGAGUUUCACAAUGCUGUAUACUUUUUGUUUCGAGAAUUGGCUGAUGAGACGGUUGAAAGUUGUGAUAAAUCUAUUGUUGUGUCACGAAUUGGCCGAUUGUGUAGUUCAGAUGAUGGAAAUACGUUCGGUGUUUUCAAUAAUUUUCUCAAAGCAACAAUUACUUGUCCGUCAACACCUGAAGAUGGUUCUAACAGUCUGGUAUUCACUGAAAUCCAGGCUGUGUAUGUGGAUCAAUCAACUAAAACUUUAUUUGGAACGUUCCAAACUUCAUCAUCAAUGCCAACUGCAUCAGCUAUCUGUGCAUACAGUUUGGUAGAGAUUGAGUCAGUAUUUAAUGGAGAAUUUUAUAAAAAUGAUGGAGUUGCCACAGCAACUAGAAAUGAUUAUAAUUGUGAUAAAGUUACAUCAAAUCCAUAUUCGAAAAAUGACUAUCAUCUUAUGUUUAAAACUGUCAGACCACGAUACGACAGACCAAUUCUAGUACAGCAAGGCGAAAUAUAUACACAAAUUGUGGUCAGUAAAAUCCCAGGAACAUUAAGAAGUGAUAUGAAUAUGGUUAUUUUUGUGACCAACUCUGAAGGGAUAUUAUAUAAAUGGCAUAUAAAAGAAUUCCAAUUAUGUCUUAUAGAACUAAUUUAUUUAGUGCCGAGAUUUUCAAAAAGUCUAUCAACCAGGAAUGUUCAAAUGCGAAUUAUUUAUAAUAAUCAAAAUAAAAAAAUAUCCAAAAACUCAUACAUUUUAAUAGCAAUAGAAAAUCGUCUGCUACGUUUACCUAUUGCAAGAUGCAAACGAUUUGGUGAUGAAAGAAUGGGAUGUAAACUCCUACGAGAUCCUUAUUGUGGAUGGAAUGAAGCAAAACAAAAAUGUGUUGACUUAAGUACUGAAGAAGGAAUACUUAAUAAUAUUGUAACAUAUCAUUCAGAUACCUGUGUUCAAAGUGAAUUAAUCCCAAAUAUGAAGAUUAAGAGUGAAUGGGGUAGCUGGAGUGAAUGGAACAGUUGUGAACAGUCAUCAGGGACGCAUAAAAAUAACAUGCUACUGACACAAUAUUCAAGUGAACAAUUUAAAUUGACUGGAUGUAAUUGUCGCUUUCGAUCUUGUUACUCACCAAUUUCAUCUGAACUCAAUGAAAAUGAAUGUUCAAAUGGAUCAUCAGUUGAGAUCAGCAGUUGUUCUUAUAGUGGUGGUUGGACUGGGUGGUCUGCAUGGUCCGGAUGUGAACCUGCUUGUUACUCUGUGCAUCAUAAAUUCAACGUAACACCAAUACGUACAAGAUACCGUUGGUGUUCUAAUCCUAGUCCAGUUGGAAGUACAUAUAAAUGUCAUGGACCUGAUAAACAUACUGAAAUUUGUACUAAAGAAAUUAAAAGGUGUUCCAGUGAAACAACACCAAUAUUCGAAUGGACAUCUUGGUCGCAAUGGACUUCAUGCACAUCAUCGUGUAAUGGUGGUAAACAAUUUCGUAGACGUCUUUGUAAAGAUAAAAAUGGUUUAAGAACUGAUUAUGCAGAAAAAUUCACUUUGGAUGAAGUGAAAACAUUACUUAAAGAUCAGUCAGAGAAUACAAAUAAAUUAAUGUGCAUUGGUAGAGCUUUCGAAGACAGAAAAUGUAAUACUCAUCCAUGUUCAACGACGAAAAUUUUGUCUACUUGGAGUGAGUGGUACAUAACAGAUGAGAGUAAUGGGGAAGAAAACAUGCAAAGGAGAUAUCGUGUAGAAUGUUCGGCUAAAUUACCAGAAUCCGAUAGUUUUCAAGCUCAAAUCGAUACUCAGACUCGAAUCUGUAAGAUCGACAAAGAUAGUCAUGAAAUUAAUUGUGAAGAUCUUGAUAAAUCAUUUGAAAAUUUUGAAAAAUUCCUACCAGUUUUGUCAGAAAGUGUAAGCAAUGAUUGGUCAUCAUGGACUGAAUGCUCACAACCAUGUGGCGGUGGUAGCAGAUAUCGUAAAAGAAUUAAACCGUUUUUAUUGCGUAACACAAUGGAUAGACUUACUAAAAAUGAUUACGAGAUAGAACAUGAACUAUGUAACUUGCAAUCAUGCACAGGUUAUUGGAGUUGUUGGUCAGAAUGGAGUAAAUGUUCAAAAAAUGAACCUUGUGCUCGACCAAGAGGAGUACAACGUCGAUUUAGAACAUGCAUUAAUGAAUUUAAUUCGCCUGUCAGCGAAAUGACACAGAUACAUAAUACAAGCUUAUGUUAUGGUGGGUUUGAAAACAGUGUACAAACAGUUCCAUGUGAACUGGAAAUUAGUGAAACAAAUUGCUUACAACAACGGCUAAAUCAAGUUAGAUAUCGGAAGAGAUCAGUCGAAGUUGAACAACUUGACAUAGAAAAACCUUUGGAUUCGCUCGAAUGGGCUAUUUGGUCAGAAUGUGUAACUGUAGAGCAUGUGUCGUAUCCUGUACGGAUGAGGACAAGAAAAAGCUGUGAAAACUGUGAGUGGAUUCAGUUUGAACGCUGUGAUACUAAGAAGCUUGUUGCACCUCAAGAAGUAUUAGGAGAUAAAUAUCAGUCUUAUAAAAAAACAGUUUUAAAUGAAGAUUCAACUGAACAAUACGAUAUGUUACAUGCAAUAAUUGUUACACUAGUAGCAUUUACAACUGGUUUCGCUAUUGUUAUAAUUCCAUUCAUAACAUGUACAAUGAGAGAUCGUAAAAAUGCUCAAGGUAAACAUAAAUAUCAACAGUCUACAUCAUUAUCAACAUCUAUAUGGCGUAAAAUAACAAAUGAACGUUUAUCAAAUAAAACACAAUCAAAUUUAUUACCAUAUGAAUGGUUUUUAGAUAAUAACAUCAAUGAUAACCAAUUAACUUUUAAGAGUAACAGUGAUAGUAAAUUAGUAAAGAGAAUUCUUGACGACAAAAAUAAUGGGAGGAAAAAGAAAAAGUUGAACAUUUAUGAGAAGAAUGUUGACAGCUUAUCCAAUUCCUUAUUGUUAAUAAACUCUGACAAAAAAAAUAACAGAAAUCAGGGUUACAAUGAUCGAACUAAUCAAAUUCAGAAGAAAUAUCACUCAAAAGAUUCGCAUAAAGCAGCACAUAAUACUACAUCAUCAGUACAACGUCCAGAAGUGGCUGUGUACAAUCACGAUACAAGUAAAAGUAGAACAGUUGUUGAAUUGGAACUAUGUAAUGAUCAAAAUACAGCUCCAGAUUAUGAUGACGUCAGUAAUAAUAAUGAUGUAUUAUUACAAAAUGUACAAUCAACAGCAAACAAGAUUACAACGACGACAACAAUAAAACAAAGACAUAUAUCGGAUGUCCGAUAUGUAGACCCAAAAUCAGAAACUAGAUCAUCACAAGUAAAAAUUGUCAGUGUCUUGAUAUCGUCUUCAUCACCAUCAGAACAAAUAUGGUCAGACAUGUCAGUGAAUAAUCAAAUGAUUGAUAAUGUUACAAUUAAUGACACAUCGAAAAAUGGUAUUCCAGAAGAUACAAGUUUUAAUGAAGUAUACAUAACACCCACUGAGAAUUGUAGAUACGAUAAUGAGAUAAGCUUGAUGGAAAUAGAUGAGACAACACAUACUAAAAGUACCAUUCCAGACAAUUAG
Schistosoma spindalis is the source of this 4317-nucleotide messenger RNA. Lineage: Eukaryota; Metazoa; Platyhelminthes; Trematoda; Strigeidida; Schistosomatidae. The record is from the annotation of a GenBank genome assembly.